CACUCGAGCAUGACACGAUCGAGUGUUGUCGCGCUCGUCGUCGCCACCCUCCUCGCAUGGGCCAGCGCACAGCCGCCUUGUCCGUACGACGACCUGCCGCCCUACGUGCGCUACAUCCUCGUCGCCGGGCCCAUGUGCUCGCCCAAUGUGACCUUUUGCGCCGUCGACACGGCUUGCAACGUGAGCUGGGUCGGCGCCACGCGGGCGUCGGUCCGUGGCGCCCAGGCCAUCGGGUCGCUACUGCCCUUUGUCGGUGACUCGAUGUCCAUUACGGGCUCGACGAUCAUGCGCCUCGACCAUAUGCAGCUUUCGCCGCGCCUCCGCAAGCUUGAGUUUAUCGACACAAACGUUGACAUUCCGCCGUCCUUGCAAUGGUCCCGGAACGUCACGACCUUAACGUUUACGAAUGUGAGCAUGGAUACGAUUCCGGCCAAUCUGCCCAAGACCCUCACGUCACUGACGUUUGCCAAGAAUCACUUGACGUCGCUGACGAAUUUGCCCACGAACCUCACGUCCUUGUCGCUCAUCAACAACGAUCUCACCGAGAUUGUGGGCCAAAACUGGACCAAGCUCAACCAACUGUCGCUCGGGGGCAAUCCGCUCACGACCAUCGAUCGCGUGCGUCUGAGCCGAACCAACCUCCGGCUCUUCGACUGCGCCGGCUGCAACCUGACCGAUUUCUUUGUCGAUGAAAACACGUUCCUUGCACUCGACCAGCUCACGCCGCUCUCGAUGCGGUCGUCGGCAUCCGGUAUCAUUUACUUUGGCUUCAACCUUGAUGGCGGCCACAUUACCUCCAACGCAACCAACUGCGCGGCCGCUGGCGGCUCGAUCCACGAGCUCUGGACUGCGUACGAGUACUUGACGAGCACGUUCUAUACGGUCUGCGUCCUGCCACCGCCGCCCACGCCGGAGCCAACGACGACGUCGCUGCCGACCACGGACAGUGGCGUCAUCACGAUCCCAGUGCAAACCGUUCUCUCGACGCCGAGUUCGACCGAGGCGAUUCUGCCGAUGAGCAAAUCCCAAGGCUUGAUCUCUGUCGCGCUAGUCGGCAUCGGCGCACUCGUGUCGCUCUGCUGCGUGGGGCUCCUCGUGUGCUGCAUGCAUCGCCGCGAGCACAUCCACGACAGCGAGCUCUGGACGCUCAACAACACUCGGUCGACGCAAAACUCGUAUGACACGCUGUCGUCGACGCAGUUCAACACGCUGGACCUCUUGGGCAUCCUCCUCUACCGUCUUGACAACGCCGCUGUCGUGCCCACGCGCUUACUCGCGUCCGGUGCGUUUGCCGACGUGUACCUUGGCGAGUACAAGGGCGAGCCUGUCGCGAUCAAGAAGCUGCUGGGCCACCGUGUCGGCAUUACGGAAGUCCAGGGCCUUGUCGACGAGAUCAAGCUCAUGGCGAGCUUUGACUGCCCGUACAUUGUCAAGUGCCUUGGCGCAUGCUGGGACCAACCGUCCGAUAUGAAGUGUGUGCUCGAAUUUAUGGGUGGCGGUGACCUCCGUGACUACCUCCAGCGCUACUCGCCCGCUGAGUACACGUGGCCAGCCAAGGUUGCGACCAUGUACUGCGUUGUCGAGGCCCUCAUGUAUUUGCACUCGCUGCCCGUGAUCCAUCGGGACCUCAAGUCGCGCAACGUCCUUCUGGACGACGCCAAGGGCGCCAAGCUCACCGACUUUGGCGUCUCGAAGGAAGACACGCAGGCCACGAUGACGGUCGGCGUCGGCACGUACCGCUGGAUGGCGCCCGAGAUUCUCCAGUUCAACCACUACACGACGGCCGCCGACAUUUACUCGUUCGGGAUGCUCUUGUCCGAGUUUGAUACGCACGACAUUCCGUACGCCAACAUGAAGAACGAGAAGAGUGGCAAGCCGCUCAUCGACACGGCCAUCAUGGGGAUGGUGAUUGCGGGGUCGGUCAAGCCAACCUUUAGCGACGAGAUGCCCGAGUGGCUCCGGACGCUUGCGCUCCAGUGCAUUGAAACCGAGCCCGAGAACCGCCCGACGGCCAUGUACCUCGCGGCCGUGCUUCGGAAGCGGCUCAAGACGAUGACUGCGUAGUCGACAACUAAAGUCUCAUGUCGAUACACUACUGUACUUGCCACUA
This is a messenger RNA of Saprolegnia parasitica CBS 223.65, 2110 nucleotides long. RefSeq names its product TKL protein kinase. Gene Ontology annotation, biological process: protein phosphorylation. Gene Ontology annotation, molecular function: protein kinase activity; ATP binding. The transcript has 11 exons. Lineage: Eukaryota; Oomycota; Saprolegniomycetes; Saprolegniales; Saprolegniaceae. Bases 10 to 2064 code for a protein of 684 amino acids. The record is from RefSeq and is a predicted model, not a curated record.